AAAAAACAGCUGACAUUUUGUCAUGCACUUUUUAUGUGCUUUCGAUGUCAUUCUCGAGUUUUGUAAAUAAUGCAUAAUUAUGAACAAACAUUGCACAGAACUACAAGUUCAUCAAUUGUCGAAAGUAAAUGCAAUAAUAAAUAAUCAAAUGUGAAAAUAAGUGAAGUAAAAUUAAUCAGAAUCACUUUGCAACCAUGGAGUCUGAUAAAAAAGAAGUGUCUUCCCUCCAAGAACAAGAUUCAUGGAAAUCAUUAAGCAUUAUCUCAAAAUUAUCUCUUGAACCAGAAACCCGUUUGCAAAGUCUUGGUUUUACUACGAAUAAUGGAAAGGCUAGAUUUAUAUUAGACGAUGAUGCACAUCUGUAUUCGAAUCCUACAUUAACAAAUUUUAAUGUUGUUGACGAAAGUGAUUCAUUGUCCUUUGUGGUAUUAGGAAACAACUCAUUGGAUUGCAUUCAAGCAUCCUCGCUUGCAUGUUAUAUUGAUAUUCAACAAAAAGGCAUGUCACUUGAUCCUGGCACUAUGGUAACAUCAUGGGAAUCCACGGAAGUGCAUGCAAAAUUAAAUGAAUUAUUGCAAGAAAAUUGUAAAUUAAAGGAAACAUUGAAACAGAACAAUGUUGCUAUGAAGCAACAAUUUAAUACUCUUGCUAGUUGGCAAGAAGAAAUCAUGAAAGUGCAUCAAAAUCAUAAGAAAAAGUUCUCUGAAACCAAAGGAUUAAUAAAUUAUCUUAAGAAGGAAAAUACAGAAUUAAAAAUAAAACUUUCCACUGCGUACAUUAAUAAUCCAGAAAUGGAAUAUGAGGUUUUAAGUAUGAACGAAAUACGUGACAGUACAAAAGAAAAAGAAACAUCUAUUCCUGUAAUUGAACACCAGGAACAAGUAUGUUCAUCAACAAAUGAGUUAAAUACUUAUAAAUUGAAAUGCAAAAAAUUAUCCUCAGACGUUGAGAAUUUAUUGAGUAUGUCGAAUUUAAUGAGUUCUCAGUUACAGCAAGCUACUUGUACAAUACAAGAACAAAGGCUCAAUAUAAAAAAAUUGGAGCAGCAGACUGCAAUGUUGCAGUCGAGCAGAUCAAAUAAUUCUAACCAAUCUCUAAUUUAUAAUACUUCUAACAAUUUUGAAAGUGUAAAUAAUUGCACCGAAUGUGAUAAAUAUUUAACAAAAGAUAAAGAAAUGAAUUCUUUAAAGAAAUCGGUUCUUGUGCUUGAAAAUAAAUUGCAACAUGCUACUGAACCUGUACAGUUUUGUGUUAAAAGUUCUGUGAAUCUUAACAAAUGUUAUCAGGCAUAUACUGAUAAAGUACGGCACUACAACGAGAAGAUGCAAGAUUUAAUAACUUGUUUCGAUAAACAAAUUAAUCAUUCUACUCUCAUAGAAACAUAUUUGAAAGAAUUUAUAGAAGUUUUUGAACUUCUAGAAACAUUUGACUAUAGUGUGAUAUUGGACAGCGAAUUUGAUUUCCGCCAUAAAGUUCAAAUUUAUUAUAAAAAGUUUAACGAAGAACGACAGAAAAUUAUCGAAAAUAAAGAAAAUGCAUUUACAGUACGAAAUGAAUUGGAUAAAGCUUUGUUAGAUUGUUAUUUUCUUCUACAUGAACUGGAGGCAAUACUAGGGGAUAAAACUGAAGGAAGUGUAAUGAAACGUAAUGUGUUAUCUGAAUCAACUGAAAAAGUUACAGAAUUAAAAGAACAAACUAUCGACGAUAAACAAUUACUAGAACAAGAAAGGAUUUCACUUGUUAAAGAGAAGGAAGGUCUUGAAGAAGAAAAAAGGUUAUUUAGUCUACAAAAAAAAGAUCUCGAAAUUGAAUACAAAAUGUUGAACGAGGGGAAGGAACAGUUGCAACAGGAGAAAUUAGAUUUAUACGAUAAAAAAUCGUCAUUUGAUCAUCUAAGUGCAUUGUAUGAAAAUGGUUUCAAAGAAACGUUAGAAACAGAGAAGAAAAACUUUGAAGUAAAAUAUAAUACUGUAGUUACUGAAAUUGGUAUUUUGCAUCAAAGUAUAGAAAGAAAAGAUUCUGACUUAAAAGAACUGGAAAAAAAAAUGGAUCAAUACAUUGAAAAUAACAAUGUGCUGCAAACACAAUUAAAGCUUUAUGAAGAAGAUUUUAAACAGGAGCACAAAAUGAAAGAGUUAUUAUUGGCAGAAAAGGAAAGUCUAAAUACAGAUUUACAGAAUCAAAUAAAGUUCACUGUAGAAUUAUACGAAAAAUUGCGGACGACUAGUGAAUCUACAACUCAGAUCACAGAAGCUCAAUUAGAAUUCCCCAUAAUAUCCGCGCUUUCGUGUCCAAAAUGUAAUUGCAAUUUCAGAAAUAUGCAAUCUUUAGAACAACAUGUUGAAGUUUGUUUGAAUUUUGACUAGCGUGAAAUCUCGCAAUAUUAUUUAUGCCUAACAAUUGUUAAAUCGUUAAUAUAA
Colletes gigas is the source of this 2420-nucleotide messenger RNA. RefSeq names its product optineurin-like. The record is from RefSeq and is a predicted model, not a curated record. Gene Ontology annotation, molecular function: K63-linked polyubiquitin modification-dependent protein binding. The transcript has 7 exons. Bases 195 to 2366 code for a protein of 723 amino acids. Gene Ontology annotation, cellular component: cytoplasm; nucleus. NCBI's taxonomy places the organism in Eukaryota, Metazoa, Arthropoda, Insecta, Hymenoptera, Colletidae. Gene Ontology annotation, biological process: regulation of canonical NF-kappaB signal transduction.